AUGGCUGUCCAACGUAUGCUCGUCGGCGCCGGCGCCCUCCUGGUCGCCCUCGGCAGCGCCCAGGCCCACGCCAUGGGCGUCAAGGCCAACAACAACGGCCUCGAGGCCCGCCACGACGACACGUGCAAGCCCACCGCGACAGUGACCUGCACCGUCAUCGAGAAGGAGAUCGUCACGGUGCGCGAGUACUACACCGUCACGGCCACGGGCGCCGCCGCGUGCAACGUGACGACCUCGUACAGCGCCACCACCCUGCCGACGUCCAUGGUUACCACCUCGAGUUCGAGCUCAAGCUCUAGCUCCAGCUCCAGCUCCGUCUCCAGCACCUCCGAGACGUCACCGACCUCCUCCGCCCCCUCGUCCACCCCGACCGCCUGCUCCGCGCCCGUCUCGUGCGGCAACCUCGGCUUCGACUGGGCCUACUACAACAACACGGCCCGCAACACGGACGAGACCUACUCCGCCUUCCGGCCCGACACCUUCAAGAGGGUCCGGCCGCUCUACGUCGGCACGUCCGACCGCGUGGGCGGCACGUACUCGGCCGAGGACGGCACGCAGUCGCGCACGGGGCCCAUCUACGGCUCGGCCGUCAGGAGCCUCAAGCUCGACUUCUUCGCGCUCAACCACCACGCCUACAUCUACGCCUGCGAGGCCGGCACGUACCGCGUCGACGUCCCCUACGCCAACGACGCCGUCUACCUGUGGGUCGGGGCCAAGGCGUACGCCGGCUGGGCGGACGGCAACGCCGACGCCAAGGCGCGGUACAACCAGCCCGACCACAUCGCCGGCCGGGCCUCGUUCAAGUUCGACAUCCCCGCCGACACCUACGUGCCCAUCCGGUUCGUGUACGGGCAGGCGCAGUACGGAGGGGGGUUCAGCUUCAACGUCACGGCGCCGUCGGGCCAGGUCAUUGUCAGCGACGCGGCGAGCGACAGCCCCUACGUGGUCAGGAGGUCGUGUGACGGGGUCAUCGCGCCGGCGUAUCCCCCGUUCGGCGCGGAGAUUUAG
This is a messenger RNA of Thyridium curvatum, 1008 nucleotides long. RefSeq lists its product as uncharacterized. The coding region runs from base 1 to 1008 and encodes 335 amino acids. The transcript has a single exon. NCBI's taxonomy places the organism in Eukaryota, Fungi, Ascomycota, Sordariomycetes, Thyridiales, Thyridiaceae. The record is from RefSeq and is a predicted model, not a curated record.